Molecule: messenger RNA, 1883 nt
Organism: Sorex fumeus (smoky shrew)
Lineage: Eukaryota; Metazoa; Chordata; Mammalia; Eulipotyphla; Soricidae
Product: activator of 90 kDa heat shock protein ATPase homolog 2
Exons: 9
Coding region: 145-1149 (334 amino acids)
Biological process (GO): protein folding; positive regulation of ATP-dependent activity
Cellular component (GO): cytosol
Molecular function (GO): ATPase activator activity; protein-folding chaperone binding
Source: RefSeq, a predicted model, not a curated record
GCGGGGCGGGGCGGCGCGGGGGGCGGGGAUUUCUGGCACUUUCUGGGCGCUGCGAACCGGCAGAGCCCGGGCCGGAGGCCGGAAACGCCGGCGAGCGCGGCCCCGCGGCCCCUUUCCCCCGCCGAGCCCGCGCCCCCCGCAGACAUGGCCAAGUGGGGCCAGGGCGACCCGCGCUGGAUCGUGGAGGAGCGCGCGGACGGGACCAACGUGAACAACUGGCACUGGACAGAGCGAGAUGCCACCAGCUGGUCCAAGGGGAAGCUCCGAGAGCUGCUGGUGGGCAUCCUGGUGGAGAACGAGGCUGGCCGCUGCGAGAUCAGCGAGCUGAAGCAGGUGGAAGGUGAGGCUUCCUGCAGCAGCCGCAAAGGAAAGCUGAUUUUCUUCUAUGAUUGGAACAUCAAACUCGGCUGGAGAGGUACAAUUAAAGAAUCUGGUGUAAAGCAUAAGGGGUUGAUUGAAAUACCAAAUCUUUCUGAGGAAAAUGAAGUAGAUGACACUGAGGUGAAUGUGAGUAAAAAGAAAGGCGAUGGGGAUAUACUGAAGGAUCUUAUGAAAACUGCAGGCACCGCCAAGGUCAGGGAAGCGCUUGGAGAGUACCUGAAGGCACUAAUGACGGAAUUUACAAUGGGAAUGAUUUUACCAACAAAAGCUAUGGCAGCCCAGGAAAUGACUGUUAAAAGGAAACUGACUGAGAGUACUCUGCAGAUCCAGGCUUCACCUCCUGUGGCACUGGGUGUGAAGAUUCCCACUGUUGCACUGCAGAUGAUGGACGUGUUUGACACAGCUGUGGAGCAGCUGUAUAGCAUCUUCACUGUGAAAGAUUUGGUGGAAAAAUUUUCCAACUCGCCUGCUGUAGUAGAAGCUGAAAAGGGAGGGAAAUUCCAAAUGUUCGAUGGGAAUGUCACUGGUGAAUAUAUAGAACUGCUAACAAAUAAAAAGAUCGUCAUGAAAUGGAGAUGUAGGAACUGGCCAGAAGAACACUAUGCAACAGUUGCACUGAGUUUUGUGUCCACUCCAGGGCAAACGGAAUUACACUUGGACUGUAAAGGAGUUCCUGUCUGUAAAGAAGAGAACAUGAAAUUCUGCUGGCAGAAGCAGUAUUUUGAAGAAAUAAAAGGUUUACUGCAGCUGACCACUCUAAAUGGUUGAAAUAGAUUUUAUAAGGGCAAUACUAUUUUUUUUAAGCAAAAAAAGUGCGAAGUUUACCUCUUCCUUUUAUUCCUUCUAAAAGAGAAAAAACCUUCUCUUUACAUGGAGUGGAAUCCAUUAACAAAAUGGAAUGUAAAGCAGUGUUUGAAUUUUUACUACUGGUCUCUAAAUUGAGUUAAAAGCAGCAAGCAACCUGAAGUUACUAAUCUUACCUGUCAUAGAUAUUCCUCUGGUAAAAUGGAUUCAGUUCUGGAAUACACAUUAAUUGGUUUCCCAAGCUAAAGCAUAUUCCAGCCAACCUAUCUUUCGGCUACAGUUUUAUAGUACAGAAAGACCUAACCUAAAAAGGCAUGCUGAUGCUGUUCCUUUAUUUAACAUUUUCAAGAUUUUUUUUUUUUAAGUUCUGUAGCUAGCUUUUAGGUGGUGAAUCAAACCAUGGCUUAGAAUGUAAACGUGAGAAAUAGCUAGCUGCACUGUUCUGCUUCUUCAAGCCAUUCUUGGUUGUCUGCGUAGGUACAAAGGAAUUGGAGCUUGCCCCAUUGUUUUCUUUUUCAUCUGAGAAGAUUCAAGCAACGUAUGUAAAACAAAUGAAAAGUCAUCACAAUCAGUUUAAUUAAGUGCACAGAAUAGCAAUCAGUCAUGUCAAUAAAAAUAAAACAAUUAUUUUUACAUCAAGUGUGCUUUAUUUCCUCCACAGGUAUUCUGUUAAAUAAAGCACCAUUUAUAUACUGCCA